GCAGACAGCAGGCGGGUAGCAGCAGGCAGGGCUGGGCAGCAGCAGCGGACCGCAGCGUAGAGGCAGAGAAACAUCCAGCAGGGAGGGGAGACAGCCAUACAAGGAGGAGGGACAGCCAGGCAAGACAACACCACAGACAAUACCGAGCGGUACACGUCGUGACAGCGUCUUUCAACAGCGCGGAAACAACCGGGGGACAGUGUUUUUCAUCCCAUGCCUUUUUAGAAACAGCCCGUCGUCAACAUGACAGCGGAGGAAACCAUAAAUGUGAAGGAGGUGGAGAUCAUCAAGGUGGUCCUGGACUUUCUCAACUCCAGGAAGUUGCACAUCAGCAUGCUCGCUCUGGAGAAGGAGAGCGGUGUCAUCAAUGGGCUCUACUCAGACGACAUGCUCUUCCUCAGACAACUGGUGCUGGAUGGCCAGUGGGAUGAGGUCUUGCAGUUCAUCCAGCCUUUGGAGUGCAUGGAUAAGUUUGACAGAACAAGGUUUCGUUACAUCAUCCUUAAGCAGAAGUUUCUGGAGGCUCUGUGUGUGAAUAAUGCCAUGUCUGCAGAAGAUGAGCCACAGCAUUUGGAGUUCACCAUGCAGGAAGCAGUGAAGUGCCUCCAUGCCCUGGAAGAGUUCUGUCCAUCUAAAGACGACUACAGCAAACUGUGUCUGCUCCUCACACUGCCUCGCCUCACCAACCAUGCAGAGUUCAAGGAUUGGAACCCGAGCACGGCCAGGGUGCAGUGUUUUGAGGACGCGUGCACCAUGGUGGCGGAGUUCAUCCCUGCAGACAGGAAGCUGAGUGAGGCUGGAUUCAAGGCCAGCGGGGAUCGACUGUUCCAGCUGCUCCUCAAGGGAGUCCUCUAUGAGUGCUGCGUGGAGUUCUGCCAGAGCAAGGCGACGGGUGAGGAGAUCACAGAGAGCGAGGUCCUGCUGGGUGUGGACAUGCUGUGCGGCAACGGCUGCGACGACCUGGACCUGUCUCUGCUCUCCUGGAUGCAGAACCUGUCCCACACCGUCUUCUCCUGCGCCUUCGAACAGAAGCAGCUCAACAUCCACGUGGACCGCUUGGUCAAGCCCACAAAGGCGGGCUACGACCUCCUCACCCCGCUCAUCAGCAAGCUGUCUCCGUACCCGUCGUCCCCGCUGCGUCGCCCCCAGUCCGCCGAUACCUACAUGUCGCGCUCCUUGAACCCAGCGCUGGACGGGUUGUCUUACGGGCUGUCGGGCCAGGAUAAGAGAGCGAGUGGCGGGGAGAUAGCGCCGGGCAAAGGGGUCUCCCCCAUGUCCCACUCGUUUGCCAACUUCCACUACCCUGGAGCAGGAGGCCAGAGCGUGACCAGGAGUCUCAUGAUGGAGAGCUCUGACUGCCACAGCAUCUUUGAGGAGUCCCCUGAAACCUCGAGGACAGACACGCCCGUGGAUAAGAUGAUGAGUUCAGGCGGAGCUCAGAAUCUGCGUCCGGCCUCCGCUCCGGGUGAGGAGGCGCCAUCAGCUGGCACUGACGACAGGAACGAGCUGCGGGACUCCACAGAGAAGUAUGAGGAGUACUAUCGGCAACGUCUCCGCGUGCAGCAGCACCUGGAGCAGAAGCAGCAGCAGAGGCAGCUGUACCAGCAGAUGCUGCUGGAGGGAGGGGUGCAGCAGGAACCCCCGCCUAGUGACAUGCACCACAGCCUCACGGAGAAGUUCCUCAACAGGUCCAUCCAGAAGCUGGAGGAGCUUAAUGUGGGGAUGGAGGAUUUAGGGGAGGAAGUCAAGUCUCUGGCCCAGCAGUGUAAUGGCAACGGGAACACCCCCACCUCUGAGGACAAUAACAACCCACCAUCUGUGACCCCAGGGCAGACCCGAGAGGGAGGGGUGCUCAGCAGCACCCCACAACGCAGUGUGGGGGGCCGCCCGGUCCCACCUCCUAAUGAGUCCCCUGUCAUCUCCCAGAGUGAGCAGAAACCAAAAGGAAGUCCACAAGGUGACAGCCCAGGCUCAUUAUCCCGAAGUAAAGAGGGCGACAAGCCUAAAAGCCUGUUUGUGCCAGUGCAUUCUCUGGAAGAUACUCAGGCCAUUCGGGCUGUUGCUUUCCACCCGUCUGGAUCGCUCUAUGCUGUGGGAUCCAACUCUAAAACUCUGCGUGUCUGUGCUUAUCCAGAAACAUUGGACAUAAGUGGUUCAAGUGCGACAAAGCAGCCGGUGGUCCGCUUCAAGAGGAACAAACACCACAAAGGGUCCAUCUACUGCGUGGCCUGGAGCCACUGUGGGCAGCUGCUGGCUACAGGCUCCAAUGACAAAUACGUCAAAGUCUUACCUUUCAGUGCAGAGACAUGCAACGCCACAGGCCCAGACCUGGAGUUCAGCAUGCACGACGGCACCAUCAGAGACCUGGCCUUCAUGGAGGGUCCGGAAAGUGGAGGAGCCAUUUUGAUCAGCGCCGGAGCUGGAGACUGUAACAUCUACACCACGGACUGUCAGCGAGGACAGGGCCUGCACGCCCUCAGUGGGCACACAGGUCACAUUCUGUCUCUGUAUACGUGGGGGGGCUGGAUGAUUGCCUCUGGCUCUCAAGACAAGACGGUGCGUUUCUGGGACCUGAGGGUGCCCAGCUGUGUCCGAGUAGUGGGAACGGCCUUCCACGGCUCAGGCAGUCCUGUGGCCUCGGUAGCAGUCGAUCCUAGUGGCCGUCUCCUGGCAACAGGACAGGAAGACAGCGCGUGCAUGCUGUAUGACAUCAGGGGAGGACGCAUCGUCCAGGUGUACCGGCCGCACUCCAGCGAUGUGCGAUCGGUCAGGUUCUCCCCCGGAGCACACUACCUGCUCACCGGUUCCUACGACACCAAAGUCAUAGUCUCCAACCUCCAAGGUGACCUGACCAAACCGUUGCCUCAGACCGUGGUGGGCGAGCACGGCGACAAGGUGAUUCAGUGUCGAUGGCACACGCAAGACCUGUCCUUCCUCUCCUCGUCCGCUGACCGCACUGUCACACUCUGGACACACAACCCAUAAACACACACACACACCUCACGGAAUGGCGUACGUAUGACACGCCAAUUCAUAUGCCAUUAUUGGCGUGUUAUCAAGACGCACAUUCGCAUUUCAGCGUGUUUAUCAGCGCCGUUUGGCCUCCAUUGACUUGCAUCACCGGGUGGGUAAAACGCAGGACUCUCACCCACGUUUCCUAAAGCCAACUCCGUUUUCCUCUCGCGAUAACACGCCAAGUGGUGAUAACACGCGGUGUGUCUGCUUACAUCCGCGCUAUAGAGCGUAGACAUACACGCGGCUGGCUCAAAACGUGUACAGAUAACACGCCACGUGGUUUCAGAAAGUGGGCGUGUAUGUUUACGCGAAGUCAUGACACACGGUUAUAACCUAAAAAAAAAGACACGUUCCCACUACAACAACGCUGUCACCCUCCCAUUCAGUACACCUAACACAUUCACUCAUCUGUAGGAAACCUAAAUGGACACAACCCUGGGACACAACAAAAGCAUACGUUGCAUGUUCUUCUUUCUUUACGUUGCUCACAUUGCAUUCGUCACACCGACUGUCGUCAUCUUGAAGGGUUCAACAGCAGGAUCAUCCCGUGUUCUCACCGUCCCGCUAGCUUCAACCGUUCCACACCAGUCCGUUGCUGCAUGUCCUUUCCACCGAGGAGCCGUUGAGGUCAGACAGGACCGAUUGCUUUGCUCAUGAUGGUGCCUUCCUUGAGUUCUCAGUUUCCAUAGCAGAAAAUGUAAAAUGAUCAAUACGGUCAUGUUUUCCAGAUCAAAUGUUGUCAAGUCGUCCUGAGAGAAGUCCUACAUUCCUUCUCCGUUUGCACAUCAUUUUCUUACAGCUGGUGUUACGCUGCUAUUGUUCGGUGACACAAGAGUGGAAUUUAUGGUGUGAGGUGUAAUUUGAUCAGUGUGUCAGUAGUCAGCUUUUCCUAUCAAGAGGCUGAAUCUGCGGAGGUCAUACUAUGUUGAUCAGUCAGCUGUUGCUUCCCUGUGUCUAAUGCUACUGUAUGCAUUGCAUUGCUACAACUCCAAAUGUGUAAAUUAGCUGUGCAUCUGUUUUAAAUUUGAAAUCGGUGUUUCUUUGCGCUGAAUCUGUUAGUGUCUUGCGAUGGCUAUCUUGCAGUGAAAGAUUAUGUCAGCAUCCGAGGGAAAUACAAAGUGGAAUUUGUGGUUGAGCGCCCCAACAUUGAGUUUAGGAGUUUUCUUUCUUCAAAAGCUGUAGUUUGUGUACUGUAACAAUACAACAGUAGGUGGCAGUCUUCUCACAGCAAGGGUCUAACCACAUGCACAAUGAAAUCUGAAUGGAUGCAUGGGUGUUUUGAUAUUUAUUUAGAACCAGUACUUGGGGCAUUGUCUUCUUUCCAUGUAUUUUACAUGUGCACUUUUUUUCUAUUAACAUUCUCCUAAAAUUGAUUUACUUAAAGAUGCAUAUUUUAUUUUAAUGUAUAGUAUAUAUUGUUUUAACAAACAAGGCCAAACUAAUACGUACAUAGAUGUAUUUAUUUCCAUUGUGUUUCUGUAUGUACAGUUAUGGUUUUGAAAUGCUAGUGGCUCUUGUAUUUUAACUCUUGUUUUUAAAAUUGACUUUUAGUUCAAGCUAACUCAAGUCUGACUGCUGGUACGUUCAAUAAAGUGUCUUUUACACAA
Molecule: messenger RNA, 4622 nt
Organism: Etheostoma cragini (Arkansas darter)
Lineage: Eukaryota; Metazoa; Chordata; Actinopteri; Perciformes; Percidae
Gene: wdr47a
Product: WD repeat domain 47a
Exons: 17
Coding region: 244-2985 (913 amino acids)
Molecular function (GO): protein binding
Source: RefSeq, a predicted model, not a curated record